This is a messenger RNA of Manihot esculenta (cassava), 2162 nucleotides long. Its product is annotated as protein GRAVITROPIC IN THE LIGHT 1. NCBI's taxonomy places the organism in Eukaryota, Viridiplantae, Streptophyta, Magnoliopsida, Malpighiales, Euphorbiaceae. Bases 388 to 1872 code for a protein of 494 amino acids. Gene Ontology annotation, biological process: response to red or far red light; negative gravitropism. The transcript is spliced from 3 exons. The record is from RefSeq and is a predicted model, not a curated record.
UGAAUAGAUUAUAGAUAUUCCAACCUGCAAACACACACACGCUCUCUUCUCCACUAUACACAAACUCCAAUGAUUUCACUGAAUCUAGCGGUAACCUGCUCACCGGUGAACGCAACAUACCUUCGCAAGUGACUGGUGACUGAUGACUGAUACCCAUUUUCCGGUACACCAGGAAGAAGAAGAAGAAGAAGCAACAGGGCCACCGGAGUGAACUCGAGACUGAAGGCAACGACCUUGGCUUGUUUUACACUUUUCCUUUCGAUAGAGAUCCAGUAGUCGUCAAGCCUUCAAGAUUGAAUCUCCGAUCUGAUUACAUUCCCAGGUCUGACCUCUCCAUACGAUUAAAUCAUCAACCGCGGAGAGGUGAAGCCAAAGAAUAAAGGAGAAAUGGCAAACAAGGUAUCGAAUUUCUCCGACCUAAUCCAACGAGUGGCAGCUUCCUGUUUGCUGCACCCACUCGCCGCCGGCAGGCAUGAUUCUGGGAAUCUAGCGAGGGACGAGAGAGAAGUGUACGAGUAUGAGACUGACGAGCGGGAGGAAUUUGAGGAAGGAGAGAAGGUGGAUGUGGAGGAGGAGGUGGGAGAGAAGAAAGGGAGUUUUAGAGCUUGGGAUCAGGAGAAGAACAAGGGCGGAAUGGUGGCUAUUGAGAGAGUAAUGGAGAUGGAGAUGCUAAUUAAUGAGGCUUUCGAUUCUGUCUCGGCGAUGAAGAGAGCAUAUGUGAGUUUACAAGAGGCGCAUUGUCCGUGGGACCCGGAGAGGAUGAGGGUUGCUGACGUGGCAGUAGUGGGAGAGCUAAGGAGGCUAGGUGUAUUAAGAGAGAGGUUUAGGAGGCGCGUUAGUAUUGGUGGCUAUGAAGGGAGAAAGAGAAAUGACGGUGGCGACGGAGUGGGGAUGUUGAGAGAGGUGGUGGCGCCGUACGAGGCUGCGGUGGAGGAGCUGAAGAGGGAGGUGAAGUCGAGGGAAGUGGAGGUGGAGAAUUUGAAGGGUAAGCUGAAGACCCUUAGUACCAGCCUGAGCAAUGGAAAUGGAAAGAAAGGGAGAUCUCAGUCAAAGAGGAAAGUCAGCUGCAGUCAAGUUGCUCAAGUUGCUGCAGCACCUGCGCCAGAUCUUUUUGAAGCAACGAUGAACCAGGUGAAAGAGACCUCAAAGUCCUUCACAUCUCUUCUCUUGUCCCUCAUGCGCGCUGCCCACUGGGACAUUGCUGCUGCUGUCCGCUCCAUUGAAGCAGCUGCAGCCACCACUGAAAAUAACGCUACCAACAACCACGCUACUGCCAUCGCCUCCACCAUUGUAACCCACCACGCCAAGUAUGCUCUGGAGUCUUACAUUUCUCGAAAACUCUUCCAGGGCUUCGACCACGAGACCUUCUAUAUGGACGGCAGCCUAUCCUCACUUCUAAACCCAGACCAGUUCCGCCGUGACUGCUUCACUCAGUAUCGCGACAUGAAGGCCAUGGACCCUAUUGAGCUUCUUGGAAUCCUGCCAACUUGUCACUUCGGCAAAUUCUGCUUCAGGAAGUAUGUUGCCAUUGUUCAUCCAAAAAUGGAGGAGUCAUUGUUCGGAAACUUGGAGCAACGCCAGCAAGUAUUAGCUGGUAGCCAUCCAAGGAGUCAGUUUUAUGGCGAGUUCUUGGGGCUAGCGAAAGCUAUUUGGUUGCUUCACUUGCUGGCAUUCUCACUCGACCCUGCACCAAGUCAGUUUGAGGCAAGUAGAGGAGCUGAGCUUCAUCCGCAAUAUAUGGAGAGUGUAGUGAAAUUUUCGAGUGGCGGAACUCCAGCUGGUCAGAUUGUAGGGUUUCCCGUCAGUCCUGGGUUCAAGCUUGGAAACGGAUCAGUUAUCAAGGCGAGGGUUUAUCUAGUGCCCAGGACGUGAUGAUUGUAAUUCCGUGCUGUAGGAUAUAAAGGGUAGCUGAGGAACUUACCUUCUCUGGAGAGAACUUGAGAGUGAUUCUAGGGGAGAAAUAAUUUGCUAGUGUUGUUAGUGAAUAGGGAUGAUCGGUUAUCUGGGCUAUAAUGUAUUAUGAUAAACAUAGGUUGUUUUGUUGGAAAUGUGAUUCGAGUCCUAGUAUCAGAAUCCCUAGGGCUAUAUCGAACAUAUUAUGCAUCCGUCAAGUUUGUCUUUAUGUUCAAGACUUUUAAAGCCUCUAGUUUAUUUGUGCUUCA